AGCUCUGCUAGCGAAAGUGGGCUGUCAAUCUCGCCAGUCAAGUUGCAACGACAGGUACUGUGGCGCAAAGGUUUAGUGACGGCAGUAGUUUGACUGGACGCACCCCAGAGAGUAGGAAGCGACCUGGUGCCUUAUCUGCCUACGACAGUAGCAGCAGCAGUAAGCGGUAUGGCUCGUCAAUCUUCGAGUGGAUCUCUAAUAAAGGAAGGAGGACAGGUGGAAGGUUUGGUAGAAGCAAUAAUUGAUGCUGCUUAUGAUAAAGACACGGAAGUGAGGAGAACACUGUGCAGGUCAUUAGUUGACAUUGGUAGUCAUUGUCCAGAACUGGUUCUGAGGAGCUGCCAUAGAUAUCUGUCCAAGAGACCAAAAUUGGAUAGAGGUCAUCGUGUCAUUUUGUUGCAAUCUAUGGACAAUAUUGUUAAAGAAGCUAUUGAUCGCUUGCCAGAUGAGUUAGCACAACUCCUCAUUAGACAUGGGUCUGAUGAACUAACACAGACUAAAGAUGUCGUACCAGAGUGGCAGACAGCUGCGUCUUCCUUGUUAGUUGCACUAGGGAGGAAGAAAGAGUUUGGUGGCCAAGUCAUAGAUUCAUUGUUGAGCAAGUUCCCUUCUGGGACGGUUCCUCAUUUUUUUGUUAUACAAACACUCGGUACACUUGCUGGAGAGAAUGCAUUUGGUGUGGUACCAAGACUGAAGGAUGUGAUUAGUCGGAUGCUACCUGUGCUGGCAGGCAUUAAACAUGACAACUUUAGAUGGGCAUUCUGUUCAAGCAUGGGCAAGUUCUGUGAUGCCAUUCUUGACUACCUUGCAAACAUGGAUAAGGCCAGUGACAAAACCAUAACUGCCGAAAUGUACCACGGUGAGAUGUAUGCUGCUUUUGAUGUCAUGUUCAAUGUCUGGCUGCUAACCAAGGAAGCAAAGCUUCGGCUGGCUAUUGUUGAGGCUGUCGGUUCAAUGACUCACUUAAUGUCAAUGGAACGACUGGCUGAAAUAACACCUAAGCUGAUCCCAACACUCUCCAUGCUUUACAGGAAACACAAUGAACACUACUUUAUAACAAAUAGCCUUUGCAUGUGCUUGGAUGCUAUUCAGACGAGAAAUGCUGCUAUAUUAGAUCCUCAGCUAGAUGUUCUUCUUUGCAAUCUUCACCCACUGGCAUGCAUUCCAACAGAUUUCAGUAACCCUGUGACGGUGAAGAAUCACAACGAACUGUUACGAUGUUUCAAUGUCAUGGCUAGGUCAUAUUCGGAUCGUGUUUUAUCUUUCAUGCUCAACAAACUUGAAGUGAGGGAUGAACGUUCACGCAUUGGGACAUUAGAUGUUCUGAAGCAUCUCAUCAAUUCAACAGAUGAUGAAAUGGAGGAUAAGAAAGCAUUAGUUGUUAGUGGUCUGAAGAUUCUGUUAUCAGAGACAAAUAAUCAAGUUAAGAAGAUGCUCGCACAAGUUGUUAUCGCAAUGGCACAUCACCAGUACUUGGAGUUAGAAGGGGGCCACCUAAUGAUUGAAUUUAUUGUCAGACAGUGUGCUCUACCGGUCGGACCCGAAGAGAAGCAACAAUCUGGUUUUGACCAAGACAUGGUGACGAAUGGUCAGUUGAAACAGAUGUGUGACAACGUGCUACAGCUCCUUACAAAUACAGUACAACACACAGAAUCUGUUCUUUGGCCUUACCUUCUAGAAUGCAUUGUUCCAACUCCAUACACAGAAGCCAUGACAGCUGUAUGUCGUAGUGCUGCUCAGGUAGCUAACAAGAAACGAGUCAUUCAAGCAGAAGACUAUGAACUGGAUUAUGAAAUCCUUGUAAAUGUUCCUAAACCUCCAGCCAUGAUAUCAAGACUAUUGGUGAUGGCUGGACAUCCACAUGGGAGUGGUGGACGAGGUAUUCAUGUGCUGAAUCUACUCAUGGCUCUUGGUCCUAAUCUCCAUGAGAAUGUUGUUGAUUUGUGGGAUGCUAUUAUCCCAAAACUGACCGAGUUCCUUGAAGAAAAUAGCGCCGAUGGGAAAGACUGGAAUCAAAAAAGAUGGGAAGACAUGGUCUUAAAAUUACUGUCCAAGACACUGGAUGAAGUGGAUGAUGAAGAGUGGAUAUGUGGCUUAGGGUACGAAAUGGGGAUUCAGAUUUGCCUCUAUAAUGGUCACCCGAAUGAGAAGAAUUUCUUGUUCAAGUGCAUUGGUGUUGUAUUAAGGAAGUCAACCGGUCGCCAGUUCAUGCAAGAUCAUCUCAAUUUGUUGUUUUCAUCAGUGGACCAUUCCAACCAGAUAGAGAGAGAGGGCUGUGCCAUGGCUCUCGGAUUCUGUGCAGCUUCACAUCUUGAUGCAGCAGUUGAAAAACUUCAACAUGUAGCAAAAGACGACAUGGUCAGAAAGUCAACUGGCUUUUUAGGGCUCAUGAAGGAUAAGUCCGAGGCUGAAGUCGAAAGAGUAAAGAGCACUGUUAUGCUAUGUUAUGGGCAGGUCACUUUCUUUGCUCCAGUUGGUCUUAUAACAUCUCGAAUUGAAGUCAACAUUUUGCGGAGUAUCAAUCCACAUUUUGUCAAUGUCAAAGACACAAGUGUGAAACAGAACUUGAUACGUGCAGUUGAUCUAAUUGGGAAGUCUCUCCACCCAAAUCACUUGCAAACAGCAGACUUUGUGUUUCAGAAGCGAGGUGAUCUUCUUGCUCAUAUGCAGACGUACAUCAAGGCAGAGCCCACAAAUUUUCCCAUCACACGUGAAACUGUUUCAUUGGCAAUGAAUGCAUGUGCCACUCUAGUCAUGUUGGAGCCACAUUUGUCUGAAGCCGAAGAGUUUGAGCUCAUCAAGACUUGUACAGAUGCUGUGUUCAAACUUCCAGCUGGUGGUAUUCUUCAUGAUGAGAAGAGUAAAGGCAAGAGUGAUGUGGUCCGGAAAGAGGAGGCAGAAGCAUCAAAUUUGAUAUUGAAGAAAACAUUUGAAAGCAUGACAAAACUUUUGUGUGAAGUCCUCAUGAAGCGAAUCUCACCUGGUGGCCUGGAGAGCAUUACAAAGCAUUUGGAGCCCUGGAUGGUGUCGGCUGCAGUUCAUGAACGAGAAAGAUCUGUUGAGGCAUUACUAAUUAUUCUAACUUGUUACAUUGACCACCUGGUUCCAGAGGAAGGAGUGCACUUCAUUAAUCUUGGCCAUCUCAUAGCUCGUGUGACACCUCGUUGUACUGAUCGACUGGUCUCCAUCCGUAAAAAUGCCAUCGAUUCUCUUCAGCUGUUGUUACGAAUAGCAGCUCGAUAUCGGGGUGCUCUACCUGAAACGAAAGACCAGCUUGUGGAUGCGGUGUCGCUGCUCCGUGAAAGAGCAGAUAAAGAUGAGGCAAACGCUUUGUUUGGUGUCAUCAAUGAUAUGGCCAAGGUUUUGGCUAAGAAGCUCCCAGCUGAUCAGUUGAAUCCUUUCAUCUAUCGUCUUAUGGAUGGCUUGAUUGAUGUGGAGAGUCAUAGCUCGAGUGGAGCUUGUGUUGUUCUCAACAGUUUCUGCAGACUGAGGGGUGCAGAACUAACAGAUGAAGUAUCAAAUCUUGUGAAGCAAAUUAUUAGCCAACUUGAUUGUAUCACCAGUGCUCAGACUCAUACAGGAACACUGCGUUCACUGAGGACCCUGACACACCACCAUUUAAAUCUUGUUGUCACUACUCUUUUGGACUUCCCAUUACCACUGGAAAAGCAUGUCAUUGAGGCAUGGCAGACCAUUGGUCAAGACAAGCAUCUUACAAAUAGCACGUUGGAUCUUCUACUUGACCUUCUUGCCCGCAGCAUGCCGUACAAUGAGAAACAACGUCAAGGACAAGUACUUUCCAGGUCUCCAACGCCAGUGCCAAAGGCCGUCACUUGUGCAUUUGCAGAGCUUUUCUGUGUUGAGGAAGUAGAAAAUCUCGUUCAAGAGCAUUUCCAUAGGCUAUUCUCAGCACUUCUAGUGCGUAUUGGAUCGUGUGCUGUUAUAGAAGAGACUAACAAGAAACCUCAAGAACAGAGUUGUUCUAGUUAUGCUAUGACAGCAAUGAAAGAACUGCUGCGACGAGCAAAACAGGAGGAGUUCCUUCAGAAUCUUUCUGAUCUCGACGUGUGGGCUAAGUGGGAGAGUAUGGCAGACAAGGAAAGAUUUGCCGAAGGUCUUACUCUCUGUGCCAAAGCUCUCUGUGAUUUCACUCCUGAUCAGCUAAACAAAGUAAUUGGCUGCCUUGCUCCUAUAUUGUCUAGCUUAUUUGAACCACAGCGAGUAGCCGCAGCGGCUUUCUUUGCUGAAUUGAUCAAUCAGCGGUGUCUUGGUGACAUGACACAAGUUGAACUGCUUAUGAACAGCUUAUUGGGCCGUCUGAUUGACACAUCACAUGUUGUUCGGAUGCUUUGUGUUCGUGGUCUUGGCAACAUUGCCAGUAUUGGCGGAGAACAAUUGAAACGUUAUUCAACAACUGUGCUCUCUGCUAUGAUGGCGGGUAUGGAUGACAAAGAAGAUCCUGAAGAUCUCAUCACUCUUGAGGCUAUGAGUGGGCUUUCCAAAAUAUUGGGAGAGAUUGAUGAGGCUCAAAUUCGACCAAUACUUAUCAAUAUUUGUCUCAAGAUCAGACCAUGUUUUGUAAAGAUGAAGCCGGGCGUUCGAGCCGCUGCAUUCGAACUGUUUGGAAAUGUGUCUCGGUUUGGUGAUGGACCGUCAAGAGCUCCUUUUCUUGAGCAGAUCCACACCAACUUUGUAUCUUUGCUAAUGCACUUGAAUGAGGAACAACCAGAGGUUGCACUGGCAUGCAAGAAAGCUCUCCGAAAACUGAGUCCUCUUCUGGGAUCCACUUCUGUGAACAACAUGUUCCAAAAACACUUGCUGGAAGAUGCUCAACUGAUGCACUAUGGAGAGUUUAUGAAUGACCUAUCACGACUAAUUAUUGCAGACUUCCCGGACAAAAUAAGCUUUUAUACAAUGGGUUGUAUUGGUUUCUUCAAAAGCGUUUGGAAGGGCAUCCGAGCCAAUGCUGCGAUGUUUGUAGGGUUCUUACUAGGAAAUCUGCCACUUCAAGAGCGACUGAUUAUAUCAAAGGAGCACAUAUGUGGAGCACUGGUGCUAUUGUUAAAAGAUCCUGCACCAAUUGUAAGAAGAAAGGCUGGUGAAGCAAUGAGCCUCCUGUAUAACUACUGACACUUCGGAUUAAAAAUUAAAUAUGAUGUUGGUGUUCAAAUAUUUUUCUAGCAGCUCGUCUUGAUUGUAGAAUAAAGUUCAUGAAAUCA
Corticium candelabrum is the source of this 5219-nucleotide messenger RNA. Its product is annotated as maestro heat-like repeat-containing protein family member 1. The transcript has 42 exons. Gene Ontology annotation, cellular component: cytoplasm. Lineage: Eukaryota; Metazoa; Porifera; Homoscleromorpha; Homosclerophorida; Plakinidae. The coding region runs from base 169 to 5130 and encodes 1653 amino acids. The record is from RefSeq and is a predicted model, not a curated record.